Molecule: messenger RNA, 1041 nt
Organism: Mucor velutinosus
Lineage: Eukaryota; Fungi; Mucoromycota; Mucoromycetes; Mucorales; Mucoraceae
Exons: 3
Coding region: 1-1041 (346 amino acids)
Source: RefSeq, a predicted model, not a curated record
AUGGCAAUACCAAAUAACAACGAGCAACAUCAUCAACCCACUACUGCUACAGGCGGUAACACUACCACUUCAUCCAUCCUUUCAUCUGAACAACGUUCUAAAAAUGAAGACAUUACGAUGGAGGAGACCCAUCAAGAUGAAUCCCCAACCGCUCCUGUUACGCCUGUGGCUACUGUCACCGAUAAUACUCCCACCCGGGCAUGGAUAAUAUCUACCACCCCAGAACCGGCUUACCUAGGGCUCCCAUCCCAAGCACUGGUCAAGCGUGCAAUGGUUAGAGACUUACCUAAGUUCAAGGUCUUGAACGAUGAUACAAAGGACCCAGAUGACGCAUUCGUAUCCGUAAAUCAAUAUUUCAAGGCAUUUGAAAGAACUUUCAGAAUGCAGAAUGUUGAUCUCCUCGAGCUCAACUGGAGAGAUAACCUUGCAAAUGUCAUUGGAAUAGACUAUGCCAAUUGGUACUCUGAUACUAUUAUCGAACAGAAUAUGGCAAUCUCUUACACGCAAGCAAAGGCUAUGAACAUGGAUCACAUAGAAUCCCCUGCCAAGGCCAUCAGCAUGUUUAACAAGUUGAAUUUGAGUGUUCGCACAUCAUUAUCAAGCCAUCUCGGCAUCUCAUUCUUACAUCGAUUGAAGUCCUUCCGUCAAGUCGAAGCCUUGAUCAGUGGUCUAGAAGUACAUGUAUCUGAAGGUCCUUUUGUCGCAAGCAUGAGCAAAAGACCCAAAAGAAACCAUGAGCCCAAGUUGAACGGAGGUGAACGUUCUUCUGGCAACAAAUCAAAUAAAAAAUGCUAUUACUGUAAUCAACCUUGGGAAAAAGGCCAUCGCUGUUCUGAAUUCCACGAAGCAAAGAAAGCCAAGCAAAACCAAGGCCAAUCCACUCAUCAUAAAUCAGCAAACAACAAUCAAGUAAGAACCAUCAUGAUGGACCAACUCAAGGAAGAGUGGACUAACUUUGACAUGAAAAGCAGUAAAGAAGAUGAAGCGAUUGAUAACGCUAUUGCUGCUUCAGAAGACGACAACACUCAGCAAUUGGAUUAG